CAAACAUCCCCAAUUUCAUAUAAAACACUAUCCCCAAAUUGCCCCUCCCUCCACUCUCUCGCCUCUCAUCAUCAUUCACUUUUUUUUUUCCUCUCGCUCGCCCUCUCAUCUCUCUCUCAUGGAGAACCAGAAACGCCAUGAACAACCUACAAACUCCGUGAGAAGAAGCUUGAAGAGGAAGCUGGAGGACGAAUUCAUCGUGGAUCGGAAGAUCACUUCAUCUGAUGACGCGGCUCAACAAGAUCUAGUAUCUGAAGUUCGCGCUCAGGUCGAAAUCCUCGACUCUACUUUUUCAUCGAACGAAUCAGAUCGUGCUCUAGUCAAACGUUCGAUUCAUAUCCUCUCCGAGCUCGCGAAAAACGAGGAUAUUGUGAAUUUGAUCGUGGAAUCCGGGGCCGUUCCAGCGCUUGUACGCCAUCUUCAAGCGCCACAGUCAAAAGAAGUCGUUGCAGGACCAAGGCCAUAUGAGCAUGAGGUGGAGAAGGGAAGUGCUUUUACCCUAGGACUUCUGGCUAUAAAGCCAGAGCAUCAACAACUCAUUGUCGAUGCUGGAGCCCUGCCUCAUCUUGUUGCUCUCCUUAAGCGACACAGGGAUGGCCAGAACUCUAGAGCAGUCAAUGGUGUUAUAAGGAGAGCAGCAGAUGCAAUCACAAACCUUGCUCACGAGAAUAGCAGCAUCAAGACCCGUGUUAGGGUUGAAGGUGGAAUCCCUCCUCUUGUUGAAUUGCUUGAAUUCAUUGAUGCAAAGGUGCAGAGAGCUGCUGCAGGAGCCCUACGUACCUUAGCUUUCAAAAAUGAUGAAAACAAAACUCAGAUUGUGGACUGUAAUGCUUUGCCUACUCUUAUUCUAAUGCUGCGGUCUGAAGAUGCUGCAAUACACUAUGAAGCAGUUGGUGUGAUCGGGAAUCUUGUCCAUUCAUCCCCCAACAUCAAGAAGGAAGUUCUUCUUGCUGGAGCACUGCAACCUGUAAUUGAAUUGCUCAGUUCAAGCUGUUCAGAGAGUCAAAGGGAAGCUGCCCUAUUGCUUGGACAGUUUGCUGCUGCCGAUACAGACUGCAAGGUUCACAUAGUGCAAAGAGGCGCUGUUGGUCCACUAAUCGAGAUGCUACAGUCACCAGAUGCUCAACUACGUGAAAUGUCAGCUUUUGCUCUAGGAAGGUUGGCACAGGAUACUCACAACCAAGCUGGGAUUGCACAUGGUGGUGGUAUACCUCCAUUGCUGAAACUUCUUGAUUCUAGAAAUGGUUCUCUGCAACACAAUGCUGCAUUUGCCCUCUAUGGUCUUGCUGAUAAUGAGGAUAAUGUUGCUGAUCUUAUAAGGGUUGGUGGGGUACAAAAGUUGCAGGAUGGUGAAUUCAUUGUCCAACCAACGCGGGAUUGUGUAGCAAAGACAUUGAAAAGGCUAGAGGAGAAGAUCCAUGGACGGGUAUUGAGCCAUUUGUUAUACCUGAUGCGGAUUGCUGAGAGAUCUGUUCAGAGACGAGUUGCUUUGGCUCUUGCUCACCUUUGUUCACCUGAUGACCAGAAAACAAUAUUCGUUGAUGGCAAUGGACUUGGCAUACUUUUGGAGCUUUUGGAAUCAACCAAUUUGAAGCAUCAACGAGAUAGUUGUGUCGCCUUGUGCAAGUUGGCUGAAAAAGCUAGCUCACUUUCCCCUGUUGAUGCGGGACCACCAUCUCCAAUAUCUCAGGUGUAUUUGGGUGAGCAGUAUGUCAACAGUCCUACACUCUCUGAUGUAACAUUCCUAAUCGAAGGCAAACGCUUCUACGCUCACAGAAUUUGUCUCCUUGCUUCUUCUGAUGCAUUCCGAGCGAUGUUUGAUGGUGGAUACAGAGAGAAAGAUGCGAAAGACAUCGAAAUUCCAAAUAUUAGAUGGGAUGUCUUCGAAUUAAUGAUGAGAUAUAUAUACACGGGGUCGGUAGAUGUCAAUUUGGAAAUUGCACAGGAUCUUCUUCGAGCUGCAGAUCAAUAUCUUCUUGAGGGGCUGAAACGUCUUUGUGAGUACACCAUUGCACAGGAUAUACUGGUGGACAAUGUAUCAGUUAUGUACGACCUAUCUGAGGCCUUCAAUGCUGUGUCACUAAGGAAUGCAUGCAUUCUAUUUGUGCUCGAGAAUUUCGACAAGUUAAAUGCUAAACCAGGGUAUGGGGGUUUGAUCCAGCGUAUAAUGCCAGAGAUGCGUAAUUACUUUGUGAGGACACUUGGAAGACCUGUGGAAGCUGACAUGCGACAGUAGGCGAUUGAGUUUCAAAUUUUUUGAUCAAUUGAUUUUAACCAAACCUAGAUGAAAAAAAAAAAAAAAAAACAA
Messenger RNA from Lactuca saligna, 2308 nucleotides. Lineage: Eukaryota; Viridiplantae; Streptophyta; Magnoliopsida; Asterales; Asteraceae. The record is from the annotation of a GenBank genome assembly.